UGUUUUCUUGUUUAAAUGGCUGUGCCUUAAGUGAUAUAUAAGUACCUACACAAUGUUGUCUGUUUUGCUUUUGGCCCAUUUACUCUCUGGCCCUUUAAGGUGGUUUGCCAAAAAGUGCUCCACUGAGAAGGGGAGUGAGUGAAGGAGGAGGAGCUGUGAGGUCCAGGCAGCAGGAGACCACACGAGAGAGAAGGUGGAAGGAUGGAGGAGAACCCAGGAUGGCAGCCUACACCCGGCAUGGAGGAGAGGUGCCCAGACUUGAGCCAGAGGACAGCAGCUCCAGAGGGGUGUCUCCAAGGAAAAAAAUCAAAGCAGUAGAUUAGUCAAUGUGUUUGAACCUAUUGAGGGGAACUUCCUAUUCUGCCAGGGACUUUGGAAAUCAAUUAGCACUGGACAGAAAACUAAACAAGAGGUAAACAAGCAGCCUUUAACUCCUGGGAAAACAAGCUGAAUAAGAAAGGAAAUGCAGGCAUGGAAGCCGUAGAACGCUACAUGACUCAGCUGUGAACGAUGUCUAAAUCUCAGUAAUGCAAUCGCUGACGUUUGAUUUAACCAAAUGUUGAAAAAGAACCAAAUUGGAAGGUGGCAGGAGAAAUGAAUAGGAAAGAGAGCUAAAUUUUCGCCUUCUAUAGUAGGAAGUUAAAAGCAAAUAAAACCAAGAACAGUAUAAGCAUGUUAUUUAAAUAGACAGAGAUAAUUAUUCAUUGAAACAGCUGAAAUAAUUAAGCAGUUUGCCUCUAAGGAGCCAACAUCAGAGGUGGGCCAGAGAAUGCUGCAUUUUGUGAGCCUUAUAGAUUUGACUUUUAAAAUAAUGUACCUGUAUUACUUUGAAAAUAAAUAAAUAAUAAAAUGAGAAAGAAAAGUGACAGGUCAGCCCAGGGGGUGAUAUGGUGACCAGGGAGAGGGGAGGACACAGUGAGGGACCUCAGGCCCCUGGUUGGAGGAAGCAGGCUUCAGGGUCCCAGGACGUGCCAGCUCUGGUUGUCAUUAUUGUUCCUGACAUGAGCGUGAAUGUAUUUCAACAAAAUGUCGAGACUGAGAGCCAUUCACUGAGAGCCAUUCACGUACCCAGUGGACGUUCUCUGUUUCAAUCCCUGGCUGCAAUUGCUGGGAGAAUAAACCAUGGUUCCUGCCCUCAAGGAGUUCACAGGCUGGUGAGAGAUAAAAGUGCUCAUCCAGCUAAAGGGUGAUUGAUUGAAUGUACUGGAGGGAAGUGACUGCAGAGAGAAAUUGCCCAGCCAUCACAAGUCCUUCAAGGGAAGCUCUGGAGGUUGAAUAGGAAUGGAGCUGGGACAAGGUGAGAGGGGAUCCAGGCCCAGGGACAGAACAUGCAAAGGCACAGAUGGGACCGGGCAUGAGAGAGCUGGUACAGUUGAGACCUGCAUGUGGCCUGGAGUCGAGGCUUGGGCUUUGUGAGGGUGAGCAGAAGACAGAUGAUCAGCUCCGUGGCCUGGCUUGCCCUGCUAAGGAGUCUGGACUUUGUCUUGAAGGGUGUGGGAAUCCAGUUGAGGAUCUCACUGGAGAAGAAGCAUCAUCAAAGCCUGUUCUCAGCCCAGUGUGGAGAAUAGAAUGGAAGCUGGUGCAGAGAGAUGAGGAAGGAGACAGACGAGUGUUCCAGGCAGAGAUGAGGGGCUCUGUACCAAGUGAGACAAAAAUACCUCUCCGAUCUCCAAAAUUAACCUGUUGAUUUGGAGAUGAUUCACCCCCCAGUGAUUUCACAAGUAUGUGCUUCACUUAGCUCUGGUCCUGAUGUUUUUAGUUCAAAGAGUCUUGCCCUUCAGGCCCAGAAGAAGAUUCUGAGCAAGAUAGCCAGCAAGACUGUGGCCAACAUGUUGAUUGACGACACCAGCAGCGAGAUCUUCGAUGAGCUCUACAAAGUCACCAAAGAGCACACCCACAACAAGAAGGAAGCCCACAAGAUUAUGAAAGACUUAAUCAAGGUGGCAAUCAAAAUUGGGAUCCUCUACCGGAACAACCAGUUCAGCCAGGAGGAGGUUGUUAUCGUGGAGAAGUUCCGGAAGAAGCUGAACCAGACGGCCAUGACCAUCGUCAGCUUCUAUGAGGUGGAGUACACCUUCGACAGGAACGUGCUCUCCAAGCUCCUGCACGAGUGCAAAGACCUGGUGCACGAACUUGUGCAGCGACACCUGACGCCCAGGGCACACGGGCGCAUCAACCACGUCUUCAACCACUUUGCCGACCUGGAGUUCCUCUCCACCCUCUAUCGCCUGGAUGGAGACUGUCGGCCCAACCUCAAGAGGAUUUGUGAAGGAAUCAAUAAGUUGCUAGAUGAGAAAGUCCUUUGAAUGCCUUCCUUCCUCCUGGACUUUGCUGCUUUAACCUUACGGCACCCAGCCACAGUCCGGG
This is a messenger RNA of Microcebus murinus (gray mouse lemur), 2367 nucleotides long. The record is from RefSeq and is a predicted model, not a curated record. Lineage: Eukaryota; Metazoa; Chordata; Mammalia; Primates; Cheirogaleidae.